AGUGAGGGCGAGAGAGCAGAGAUGGAAUCGGAGAGUGCGAGUGUGAAAUGAAAUGUGUGUGUGUGUGAUUGAGUGUGUUGCUACUCUACUGCGACUAGCAAUGCUUUUGGCAGUAGUCUACGGGGCCAAUGGACCCGUCCGUUCAUCUAAUCUCCUGUGAUAUCCUUAUAGGUUCCUGAUGAGCAGAUGAACACCAUAAGGAACAACAGAGGUAGAAAACUCACUCAGACAACUCACUCAACAGGGCAAACUUAACUGAACCCCCUCCGACGAGAAAAAUAGGCCCCACUCCCUCCGACGAUUCGAAACAAAAAACGCACAUGAGAGGGAGCGAACACAGCAGACAAACCAUGAAAAAGAUAUAUGUCGGAAAAACGGCCCUAAAAGUUUCCCGAAAUGGCAGUAAACAUCAGAAAAAGAGCUCUUUGCAGGAGCAGAAGGAGGACCUCCGGAAGCGUCUGUCCUACACCACCCACAAGCUGGAGCUGCUAGAGAGCGAGUUUGACUCCACACGCCAGUACCUGGAGACAGAGCUACGUCGCGCCCAGGAGGAACUCGACAAGUUCACAGACAAACUACGCAGAAUACAAAGCAGCUACUCAGCACUGCAGAGGAUCAACCAGGACCUGGAGGAUAAGAUCCAUAGAAAUUCUCAGCACCAUGACGACGAGAAGAGAGCCCUGAGCAGAGAGAUCAUCGUGCUCAACAACCACCUGAUGGAAGCCAAGCUGACCAUUGAGAAACUGAGGGAGGACAAUGAUCUGUACAGGAAGGACUGUAACCUGGCUGCCCAGCUACUCCAGUGCAACAAGUCCCACUACAGGACCCAGCUUUCUGAGUUGCCGGCUGAAUUCCAGGAACGCGUGACCAUGCACAUGGAGGGCACACCUCUCUGCCACACUGCCUAUGCCGAUUCUGUCCCUGCCUCCGUCAUCGCCAAGGUGCUGGAGAAGCCCGACGAGGCCUGCAGCGGCAGUCAAGCCUCUAGCUCACCUAGCCCCCAGCCCCAGGACCAAGGCUUCCUCCUGGACACCCUGGACAGAGGUGAGCGCCUGGGCCUCCGGGCAGCCUACAAGUCAGACCUGUAUAGCAGUGACACAGCUCUGUACUGCCCGGUCGAUCAGAACCGUGAGCGCAGGCCAAGUAUGGACCUCCAUGGCCAGAGAAAGCUGCUCUACGGGCCCCAGAACUCCACAGAUAGUAACCCAGAGGAGGGUCCCUUGUUGGGGCUGAGGUCGGGCUUCUCCCAGGAGUGCUUUGCCAAGUUCCCCACCUCUCUGGGCCCCGCCUCAGGCAGCUCCUACUCCAGCUUCAGCGGAGGGGGCUCGGACGAAAACAAGGGCAACGGCCCACCGAGCAGCACGGCUUCCUCUCCCCACCACCACUCCCUCUACAUGGACUGGAGGAAUGGGGGAGACUAUGAGAGGAAGAGUGACUCCUCCUGGGAGAGGGACAGUCCCGGCGGGGGCGGCUUCGCCAAGGUCCACGCUGUCUUCCAGCAGGCCGGCGGAGCACACCACCAGAACGGCAGCUCGCCUGUCUACAGCCGCACCAUGUCCUCGUGCUUCAGCGAGCCCUACGAACCCCUCCCUCGUUCCUCCUCGCCAAGCGUCGUCUAUGGAGACAGCCGCCGCGGCAGCACACUGGCGCCCGAGGAGGAGGAGCUGAUUGGCCGCUGGAGGCAGCUGAGUGUGGAGGACCUAAGCGCCCACUCGUACCACUCGCCCGGCCGGGCCUCGCCCUACAGCUUCUCCGAGCAGCACUUCUCCGUUCGGCCCGCCAAGAUCCGCCUGGGACCCCUCUACAGCAGCUUCCAGGAAGGGGCAGACUUCUACCACCAGGCAGGGGUAGGACCCAUCAUGGAAACCCCAGUGUGCUUCUCCACGCCCAGCCCCCAGUGUAGCCCUGUGGGGGGCCUCCGUCAGUCCCAUCCGUCCCACAGCCAGCAGGCCCACCAGACCCAUCUCUACCGGGGAAAGGAGGACAGCCAGGAGUCGGAGCACAGCCUCUACCACUCAGCAAGCUCCAAUGACAGGGAGGGCAGUGUCGGUGUAGCAGGGGCCGAGGGAGGAGGUGGAGGGCAGAACAAGGAGUACGAGGACGUCAGCCCUAACAGCUCCACUGAGUCCCUAAACCAGAGGUCCCUGGAGAUGGCUGCUGAGCUGCAGCAGCACUACCAGACCGAGAUGCAGCAUCCAUCGCCCCCCGAGGGCAGUCCACCACCGCCCCCGCUACCACCUUGUCCCCCUCCCCCGCAAUACCAAACAUUUGGCACGUUAGGACUCUCCAGAAAGGACAGUCUCACCAAAGCCCAGCUGUAUGGAACACUUCUGAACUGAGAGAAGAAGGGAUUCUCGUCCUCUGACUUAGUGGUCUUUCUCUUUCUUCAUCUCUUUCCCUGGUGGGAUGUGAGGUGAGAGGUCUUGGUGAAUCCAGCAAGCCGUUCAGUUGAAGGACAUUCAUUUUGAUAGGACAUUUGGACGAUACAGUAGGUUAAGCAUGAAUUCAUCAGAUUGUUGCCACAGCUGUGAAAAACUGACAAAAGUGUGGUUCGCAUCACUACAAUGAAUGUGUAAGAUUGUCUGGGUCAGGUGAAUUGACAAUUCAUUACUGUGCCAAAGUGAGUGAGGACUAUAGGAAAAGACUCUGCUACCUUUGGUACAUUUGGUACAGAAAAUAGUAUUUUGAGGUACCAGAGAACACAGUUGCUCCAUGUGGAUGAAGGAAGUAUUUAAAGUAACUGUUGAAAUAUAUAAAUAUAUUUAAUUACAACUACAAUAAUUGAGUGUUCAAAGACAUAUUUUGUUUGUAGCUGCAUUCAAAAGAAAAUAUAAAACUGAUGAUUGUAAAGAAAUGACUACAAUUCAAUCAGAUGUGGACACCAACACAUUGUAAAUAUGUCUGGUUAAGAGCAUCUGCCAAUCAAAGAGAGAUAGUUGGAAUGUUAAAGAAGACCGUCAAAAUUGCACAUUAAGAUUUGUUUAAUGUCAAUCACAGGCUGAAUACUGAAUACUGUGUUGCAUUUGUGCAGAGUAAAAUAUAUAUGACAAUGGGGCAUGGGUUAAAGUUGCAGUACCAUACAGUAUAAGAGGUGCCUGGGGAAUGGGUUAAAGUUGCAGUACUAAGAGAUGUUUUUACUCAAAAAUAGAGAUGCCCCUAGCCUAAACCCGUUUGAGUGCAGCUCCAUUGAUUCGUUCGGUUUUUGCUUUGACACGAUUUUAAAUACCCAGAGCGCUUAAAGAGACCGUUCGAAGUAUGUAUUAUUUUGUUACUGAUGGACUUCUUUUGAGAUGUAAACAUUUGUCUUACCCGUUGAUGUUAUUUUUGCUCUAUAACCCUUGGAGACAUUUUCCUGUCCCACUCUACCUCAGAUUCCCAUGCCCAUACGCCCAUCAAGCAACCACAAAUCUGUUUCUAUCACACAAUGAUGCAUGUUUCUAUAUUUCUGUUGUGUUUCAUUUAACCUAAUAAAGCACAAACUACACAUUUA
Salmo salar (Atlantic salmon) is the source of this 3490-nucleotide messenger RNA. The record is from RefSeq and is a predicted model, not a curated record. Lineage: Eukaryota; Metazoa; Chordata; Actinopteri; Salmoniformes; Salmonidae.